Messenger RNA from Struthio camelus australis, 2107 nucleotides. The record is from RefSeq and is a predicted model, not a curated record. NCBI's taxonomy places the organism in Eukaryota, Metazoa, Chordata, Aves, Struthioniformes, Struthionidae.
AUGCAGCUGAAAACUUUGUCUCUGAAUCAAAGGUCUGGAUUAGGUUCAUCAGACUCUCAAAACGCCAUCUACCAAGAGCCAAGGAAGCAAGGCUACACCUGCAUCCCUUGUCUGUACAAACCCGAGGAGGCUGCAGAGCACACGCGCGCCAUGUUGUUCCCCCAGGACGGGGAAGGGCCAGGCUCUUGCUGGUGUAGCUCUGUGCGUGGGAAGGACGGACGGGGGGACAGCUGUAGGGACUCGAUACGGGCCUUGACUGGGAAACGCAGAUCUGGACGCGGAGAGCGUGAAGGGGGGGAGCGUAAGAUGAGAGAUGGAGCCCGGGGAGCUGGUCCGGAGAGUGACCUGAGGGCAAGGGGAGGCCAAGCUUGUUGUAAGCGCAGCUGCCUAGACGUUCCUCGGGCGGGGCUGAAGCCUGAGGUAACGUUUCGGGACGGCUGUGCCCGGGAGGAGGUUCAGGUGCCUCAGGAGCUGCCUCGCUGGCCCCUGCCUACAGGGCGGGAGGCUGCACUGCGAGGCCCAGAUAGGCGCAAGGUGCCGCCGGCUCCGGAAUACACAAGCGCCUGCAUCCCCACAGACCUCGUAACCGCCUUCAGACGAGGGUUACGUAGGGAGAGAAUUUCCCGUGCUUUGAAGUGUACAAGCCGUGACUAUGCAUCACAACGUACUUUAAAUGAAGUGGUGAUAGCAAGUGCUGCAAGGACACCGAUUGGGUCUUUCCAGGGAUCCCUUUCAUCAUUGCCAGCCACUAAACUUGGUUCCAUUGCAAUUAAAGGAGCAAUUGACAGAGCAGGUAUCCCCACAGAAGAAGUGAAAGAAGUAUAUAUGGGUAAUGUCCUGCAGGCUGGACAAGGACAAGCUCCAGCAAGACAAGCAGUACUGGGUGCAGGUCUACCAAUCUGUACUCCUACUACCACUGUCAAUAAAGUCUGUGCCUCAGGAAUGAAAUCAAUCAUGAUGGCAGCACAAAGCCUAAUGUGUGGGAGUCAGGAUGUAAUGGUUGCUGGUGGAAUGGAGAGCAUGUCUAAUGUUCCCUAUACAAUGAGCAGAGGAACAACGCCUUAUGGGGGAGUAAAACUGGAAGAUCUGAUAGUAAAAGAUGGGCUUACAGAUGUUUAUAACCAUAUCCAUAUGGGUAACUGUGCUGAGAACACUGCUAAGAAGCUUACCAUCUCACGAGAGGAACAAGACACUUAUGCUAUAGGCUCUUACACUAAGAGCAAAACAGCCUGGGAAUCAGGAACACUGAGAAAUGAAAUAGUUCCUGUCACUGUUUCGCAAAAAGGGAAGCCAGAUACAGAAGUGAAAGAAGAUGAAGAAUACAAACGUGUUGAUUUUAGUAAAGUUCCAAAGCUGAAGGCUGUUUUCCAAAAAGAAAAUGGAACAGUUACAGCUGCUAAUGCCAGUACUCUGAAUGAUGGAGCAGCUGCUGUGGUUGUGAUGACUACAGAGGCAGCCAAGAGACUAAAAGUUAAACCAUUGGCACGAAUAGUAGCUUUUGCAGAUGCUGCUGUUGACCCUAUUGACUUUCCAAUUGCACCUGCAUAUGCCGUUCCCAAGAUUCUAAAUGAGGCAGGAUUGAAAAAAGAAGAUAUUGCAAUGUGGGAAAUCAAUGAAGCAUUCAGUGUUGUGGUGCUGGCCAAUAUUAAAAUGCUGGGUAUUGAUCCACAAAAAGUGAACAUUAAUGGAGGUGCUGUCUCUCUGGGACAUCCAAUAGGAAUGUCUGGAGCAAGGAUUGUUGUCCACAUGGCCCAUGCAUUGAAACAAGGACAAUAUGGUCUUGCAGGAAUUUGCAAUGGAGGAGGAGGUGCUUCUGCAAUAUUGAUACAAAAGCUGUAAGCCCAACCAGCUGUUGGAAACAAAGCCUUAAACCCUCUUUGAUCAGUAUGAUGAGUGGUACCUGUUACAUCUUGUUUAUGACUAAGUGGAGGAAUUCUUUCUUUAACUGCAACUCUUCUAAAACUUCUUAAAACAUCAUUGACUAUUGAUAUGGACAACUGGGCUUUUAUUACUUUGACUCAAUGCAUUUUUAUACAGUACAAAUGAAGAAUGUCAAAUUACGAUAAUGUCAGCUCUCAAGACAAUAAAGAAUGUUUCUCUGUGCUAA